AUGGACAAAGAUCAGCACGUUUACAUACCUCCGCCUCUGGAUCUCUCUCAUCACUACUCGUACACGACGAAGAACCGCCAGGCGAGCAGCGUGAAGAACUUCUACAAAUACUUCCAGAUUCCUGGAAUCCACAACUUGGCUGGAGGCCUGCCCCACGUAUCGUAUUUCCCCUACGACACCCUCGAGGCGACCGUUGCGCUACCCCAGCGAUUCAAGCCGACACCAAAUAUACCGGUCGGUCCUCCCGAGGAUGAUGUGGUGGACGUUGCGAGCCUCGAGCAACCGGCAUCGGCCCGGGUCAUGGUGCCCAAGGAGAGCGGCGCGACGGACCUCAUAAAGAAGAUUGACCUCUCUACGGCUCUGCAGUACGGUACCGCUGAAGGAUAUCCUCCGCUUCGGGCGUUCAUUAAGCAGUUCGUCCGUCAGCACCUCCAUCCAAACGUCCCUUAUGCAGGAGGUCCGGAUGUCAUCCUGUCAUGCGGCUCGACCGACGGUUUCUCCAAAGCACUCGAGGCAUUCACCAAUGUGUGGAACAAAGACCGCGAUUGGAUCCGCGAUAGGGAGGGGAUCGUUUGCGAGGAGUUUGCCUAUAUGAACGCCAUCCAGACUGCGAAACCCAAGGGUCUCAAUAUCGUGGGGAUCGCGGUCGACGAGCAGGGAAUGAUGGCGUCUGGAGAGGGCAGUCUAGCAGACGUUCUCGACAAUUGGGACUUCAGGAAAGGUCGCCGUCCGCACCUCAUGUACACUGUAACGAUCGGUCAGAAUCCCACCGGAGGGACACUUUCCGUCGAGCGUCGCAAGGAAAUCUAUGCUCUAUGCCAAAAAUACGACAUCAUCAUUAUCGAGGAUGAUCCCUACUGGAACCUACAGUUUCCGUCUGCAUAUUCACUGGCCAAAAAGUACAGGGGGGACUCGACAGGAGUCAACCUCUACAAUCGCAACUACAACUCGCACGGAAAGUCCUCGGGCUACGAGUUCUUGGAUUCACUCGUCCCUUCGUACCUCUCCCUAGACACGGAUGGCCGAGUCGUCCGUCUGGAUACGUUCUCCAAGACUAUCGCGCCUGGCUGCCGUCUGGGAUGGAUCACAGCGCAGCCGGCCAUUAUCGAGAGAUUAACUCGGAUCGCCGAGUCAUCCACACAACAACCAUCAGGUUUCGUGCAGGCAAUGGUUGCAAAAAUGAUAAUGGGGCCCGAAGCCAAGGAGCAGAGCGGAAGAGACGUGGAUUUGCAAGGUAAACACGGCUGGAAAAUGGACGGUUGGGUGCGGUGGCUCGAAGGUCUGCGCGGGGCGUAUGAGCGCCGGAUGCAGGACAUGUGUACCGCUCUGGAAGAGGGCAAAUACAUCGUCCAAGACAGUACCGACCGUGACCUUUUCAAUUCCAUGGGCGAUCUGAGUGACUGGGAGGUCGUGAACAAGGUCAAGAUGUUCGACUUCGUAUGGCCGAUGGCUGGCAUGUUUGUCUGGAUGAAAAUCUGCAUUGACACUCAUCCUCUCUUUUCUCAGCUUGGCGGAGAGAAACUCUGCAAGGCCCUCUGGAUUCACCUGACGCGGAAGCCAUAUCUGUGCCUUGUGGCCCCGGGCCAGAUGUUCGCUCCGACGCAGAAGACCAUGGAUAUUGCCUAUCAAUAUAUGCGCCUCUGUUUCGCUCCAAUGGCAGCCAGUGAUGUGACGGAAGCAAGCCAGAAGACCGUGGAGGGCUUCAAGGCUUUCUGGCAGAUUAAGGACCCCAAAGAUAUCGAUGACCACGAAGAGUCCAUUAAUUUAACUAUAUAUUUUCUAGCUCAUAUAAGAUUAUCUCCCUGCGUUACCGUGCUUAGGGUCAGCACGGAGACAUACGCCGGGGAAUAUUACUCGAUCGCAAAAGAAGAACACGACUACGAAAAUACCAUGUCUUUACCCCUCGACUCGGUACAGAACAGCGACCUCGCUGAAGAGAUCGAGGCGAUCAAUGCGAUCUACGAACCUACGACCGUUACCCUCACCAGCAAUAGCAGAGCUACCUCAACAUCCACAUCCACACUAGAUCUUGCCGAUGCGAAUACCUCCUCAGCAGUAACGACGACAGUAACCCUCCAGAUCCCGAACCAUCCGCAUCUCUCCUUCGUUAUUGGCUUCGACGCCAAGUAUCCAGAGACAGCGCCGCGUGUUAUCGGAACCGCAUCGACGAGUUCGCGCGGCGAGGGCAAGAUCGCAGUGGAUGUUCUAGAGGAUAUUGUGAGAAGGAUACAUCAGCCGGGACUGGUGUGUCUGUUUGAUGUGAUCAAUGAGGCAGUGGAGGCGUUCGAGGAGUUGAAUAUUGGUGGGAAUAGAGAGGAGCAGAAUGGACACGGGGGUGCUGAGAAGAUCACCGACGAGGAUACGACGGCAACUGGGGAUGAUGAGGUCGAUUACGUCGCGGGCGAUGUUGCGAAAUUAUCUCUACGUGAAGCGUUCGGUCUUGAGAGUCCCCCGGACUGGAUCCUGUCGGAUGUCAUCUCGGAGAAGAAAUCGGUGUUUGUCGGACGAGCCGCGCACGUAACGAGUCUGGAGCAAGCCCAAGCGUUUCUGGAUCAUUUGCUGGCGACGGAGAAGAAAGUUGCGGCUGCAACGCAUAAUAUCAGUGCAUGGCGGAUUCGGCAGAAGAAAGCGCCUGCGGGCGGGAAGGGUGACUCGUCCUCGACGGGAGAGACGAUCAUUCAGGACUGCGAUGAUGACGGCGAGACGGCUGCGGGUGGACGUCUUCUGCAUCUCAUGCAACUGAUGGAUGUUUGGGAUGUAGUGGUUGUCGUUUCCAGGUGGUAUGGUGGCAUCAAGCUGGGUCCGGAUAGAUUUCGCAUCAUCAACGCUGCUGGCAGAGAUGCCUUGGUCAAGGGUGGCUUUGGGAAAGGAGAAGGAUCGGGUGCGAAUGAGAAGGGGAAGAAGAAAGGGAAGAAAUGA
This is a messenger RNA of Paecilomyces variotii, 2919 nucleotides long. Its product is annotated as aromatic amino acid aminotransferase. Gene Ontology annotation, biological process: biosynthetic process. The transcript is spliced from 5 exons. The record is from RefSeq and is a predicted model, not a curated record. Bases 1 to 2919 code for a protein of 972 amino acids. Lineage: Eukaryota; Fungi; Ascomycota; Eurotiomycetes; Eurotiales; Thermoascaceae. Gene Ontology annotation, molecular function: pyridoxal phosphate binding; protein binding; transaminase activity.